UUCCAACUGGCGUAGCAGUCCGGCGGCGGGUGCAUGGGAGAGACAGGGAGUAGAAAAAUAAAGCUGGAAAAUACUUCAUGAAUUAAAGGGAUUUGUGCUUUUGUUUGAAGUACUUCAACGUUUUUCUUGCAAAUAACUAUUCAGAAAUGGAAAGUGAACGAUGAGGAGUCUAUGGCCCAGCUACAGCUGACUGACUGAACAUGGCUCAGUUUCCCACGUCCUUCGGAGGGGGUGCGGACACCUGGGUCAUCUCUCUGGACGAGCGAGCCAAACAUGACCAGCAGUUCCACAGCCUCGCGCCCACCCCUGCUGGCUUCAUCACAGGUGACCAGGCCAGGAACUUCUUCCUCCAAUCCGGCCUGCCCCCUCCGAUCCUGGCCCAGAUAUGGGCCUUGGCCGACAUGAACAGCGAUGGGAAGAUGGACAUGCACGAGUUCUCCAUCGCCAUGAAGCUCAUCAAGCUGAAGCUGCAGGGCCACCCGCUGCCGCCCUCGCUACCCCCCUCCAUGAAGCAGCCCCCUCUCAUGACACAGCCCCCUCCUUUCGCGGCCAUGCCACCAGUCCCCCCGAUGCCCGCCCUGCCUCCCGGCGUGCCCUUAGGAGUGCCACCUGGCGUGUCCCCCAUGCCCAUCCCCCCUAUCCCAGGCAUGGGCAUGUCCCCCCCGCUGGUCUCCUCCGUGCCCCCUCCCGUGCCACCUAUGCCCAACGGAGCGCCCGCCAUGAUCCAGCCUAUUACCGGGUUCACCAACCCAGCCUCAGCACUCAACAAAAGCUCUUCUUUUAACCGCUCCAGUGCCAAGCUUCAGAAGGGCCAGUCUUUUGAGACACCCAGUGCCCCUGCGGCGCCCCCUCCCCCAGACUGGGCCGUGCCUCAGUCGUCCCGGCUAAAGUACCGCCAGCUCUUCAACAGCCACGACAAGAUGAUGAGCGGCCACCUGACAGGUCCCCAGGCGCGCACCAUCCUCAUGCAGUCCAGUCUACCGCAGGCUCAACUGGCCACCAUAUGGAACCUCUCGGACAUCGACCAGGACGGGAAGUUGACGGCCGAGGAGUUCAUCCUGGCGAUGCACCUGAUUGACAUGGCCAUGUCAGGCCUGCCUCUUCCUCCACUGCUCCCACCAGACUUCAUUCCUCCCACUUUCAGGAGGGUGCGUUCAGGCAGUGGAGUCUCGGUGACGAGCGUGCAUUCCGUUGACCUGCGCGUACCAGAGGAGCCAGAAGAGGAGGUGAUGUUGCCAGUGACGUUCGAGGACAAGAAGCGGGAGAACUUUGAGCGGGGCAACCUGGAGCUGGAGAAGCGGCGGCAGGCCCUGCUGGAGCAGCAGCGUCAGGAGGCGGAGCGCGUGGCGGCGCUGGAGCGCCAGGAGCUGGAGCGCAAGGAGCGGGAACGCCUGGAGCAGGAGCGCCGCCGCCUGCAGGAGCUGGAGCGCCAGCUGGAGAGGCAGCGCGAGAUGGAGCGCCAGCGCGAGGAGGAGCGCCGCAAGGAGAUCGAGAGGAGAGAGGCUGCCAAGCGUGAGCUGGAACGCCAGCGGCAGCUGGAGUGGGAGCGGAACCGUCGGCAGGAGCUCCUGAACCAGAGGAACCGAGAACAGGAGAACAUCGUUCUACUCAAGGCCCGCAAGAAGACCCUGGAGUUUGAGCUGGAGGCCCUGAGCGAUAAGAAAACACAGCUGGAGGGGAAGCUGCUGGACCUGCGCUCGCGGCUCUCGGGUCAGCGGCAGGAGAUCGAGAACACUAACAAGACCCGCGAGCUCCGCAUCGCCGAGAUCACCACACUACAGCAGCAGCUGCAGGAGUCUCAGCAGUGGCUAGCUCGUCUGAUCCCGGAUAAGCAGUGUCUGAACGACCAGCUCAAACAGGUCCAGCAGAACAGCCUACACAGAGACUCCCUGUCCAACCUGCAGAGGGCGCUGCAGGUGAAGGAGACGGCGCGGCAGCAGCUGAAGGAUCAGCUGGACGAGGUGGAGCAGGAGACGCGCGCCAAACUGCUGGAGAUAGACGCCUUCAACACACAGCUCAAGGAGCUCAGGGAGAUCCACGUCAAGCAGCAGCAGCGGCACAAGCAGAUGGAGCCGCUGGAGGACGACGGCCAGCCCGUCAUCGACGACAGGAAGUCCGUAGAGCUGCCUGAGGCCAGGUUGUCGGGUACAGACGAGGGGGCGUCGUCCCCGGCCCCCACUCCCACGCCGCCUCCGGCGCAGGCGUGGCUGAGCAGCGUGAGCGUGAACGAGGAGGAGGUGACCGUGCGUAAGGACACGCCGGAGAAACUCAGCCAGCUCUUCAUGCCUCCGCCGCAGCCACAGCCAAAACUGCUGGGCCAGGCACCGUGGCCCACGGGAGAUAAGCCCCCUGCAAUGAGUUCCAUCCAGGAUAAGAUGAAAGUGGUCUACUAUCGAGCGCUGUACCCUUUUGAUGCCCGUAGCCAUGAUGAAAUCACCAUCACGCCUGGAGACAUCGUCAUGGUGGACGAGACCCAGACGGGAGAGCCUGGUUGGCUGGGGGGCGAGCUGAAGGGAAAGACCGGCUGGUUCCCCGCCAACUACGCUGAGAAGAUUCCGGAAUCCGAGGUCCCGCCCAGCCUGCGCACCGCGGCGGCCACCUCCGGCCCCGCCCCCAAGCUGCCCGGCACCCGCAUCACGCCCACCACACCCACCACGCCCACGCCCUCCGCCAUCCAGCCCCCGCCCCCUGAGAUGGUCCCUGGCCAAUCAGCAGCUCCCCCUCCCCCUCUUCCUACUCCGGGCGCCGCUGCUGCCGCCGCCUCCUCGUCGUCCUCAGCCUCCGGUAACUGGGCGGAUUUCAGCACGACGUGGCCCUCCAACUCGGUGGACAAGCCUGAUAGUGACGGCUGGGAUGCGUGGCCCUCCCAGGCGGCCCCUGCCACGGCCCCUCCCCCGGUGCCCCAGCCCAGCCUAUCGGUGCCCAGCGGAGGUCCCCUGCGCCAGCGCUCGGCCUUCACCCCCGCCACCCUCAGCGGCUCCUCGCCCUCACCUGUACUGGGACAGGGUGAGAAGGUGGAGGGUCUGCAGGCGCAGGCCCUGUACCCGUGGCGGGCCAAGAAGGACAACCACCUGAACUUCAACAAGAGCGAGGUGAUCACGGUGCUGGAGCAGCAGGACAUGUGGUGGUUCGGCGAGGUGCUGGGCCAGAGGGGCUGGUUCCCCAAGUCCUACGUCAAGCUCAUCUCAGGCCCCGUGCGCAAGUCCGUCAGUAUUGAGUCAGGCUCAUCAGAAAGCCCACCAAGUGUGAAGAGGCCCAGCCCCUCACCCAGCAAACCCCUGGAACUCGGAGAAGAGUACAUAGCCAUGUACACGUAUGAGAGCACGGAACAAGGCGACCUGACGUUCCAGCAGGGGGACGUCAUCACUGUUACCAAGAAGGAAGGCGAUUGGUGGACAGGAGUAGUGGGAGGAAGGACGGGUGUUUUUCCCUCCAACUACGUCAAGCCCAAGGACUCUGAUGCUUUGGCAGCAGCAGGGAAGACGGGGAGUCUGGGGAAGAAGCCAGAGAUUGCACAGGUCAUAGCCCCCUACACAGCCACAGGGGCCGAGCAGCUGACUCUGGCCCCCGGCCAGCUCAUCCUCAUUCGCAAGAAGAACCCUGGAGGCUGGUGGGAGGGGGAGCUGCAGGCGAGGGGGAAGAAGCGACAGAUUGGUUGGUUCCCGGCCAAUUAUGUCAAACUAUUGAGCCCAAGCACCAGUAAGACCACGCCCACGGAGCCGACGCCCCCCAAACUACCCACACCAAGCGCAGUAUGUCAGGUGAUCGGCAUGUAUGACUACACGGCGCAGAAUGACGACGAGCUGCCCUUCGGCAAAGGUCAAAUCAUCAACGUCCUGAGCAGGGAGGACCCCGACUGGUGGAAGGGCGAACUGAACGGCUCCGUGGGCCUCUUCCCCUCCAACUACGUCAAGCUGACCACCGACACCGACCCCAGUCAGCAGUGGUGCGCCGACUUGCACCUCCUGGACAUGUUGACCCCCAUGGAACGCAAGCGGCAGGGCUACAUCCACGAGCUCAUCGUCACCGAGGAGAACUACGUCAACGACCUGCAGCUGGUCACCGAGAUCUUCCAGAAGCCUCUAUUGGAGUCGGAGCUGUUGACGGAGAAGGAGGUGGCCAUGAUCUUCGUCAACUGGAAGGAGCUGAUCAUGUGCAACAUCAAACUGCUCAAGGCUCUGCGCGUGCGGAAGAAGAUGUCGGGCGAGCGCAUGCCGGUCAAGAUGAUCGGGGACAUCCUGACGGCGCAGCUGCCCCACAUGCAGCCCUACAUCCGCUUCUGCAGCUGCCAGCUCAACGGCGCCACGCUCAUCCAGCACAAGACCGACGAGGCGCCCGACUUCAAGGACUUCGUCAAGAGGUUGGCCAUGGACCCGCGGUGUAAAGGGAUGCCCCUCUCCAGCUUCCUGCUCAAGCCCAUGCAGAGGGUCACCCGCUACCCCCUCAUCAUCAAGAAUAUUUUGGAGAACACGCCAGAGAGUCACCCCGACCACAGCCACCUGCGGCAGGCGCUGGAGAAGGCGGAGGAGCUGUGCUCGCAGGUCAACGAGGGCGUCCGGGAGAAGGAGAACUCCGACCGGCUGGAGUGGAUCCAGGCACACGUGCAGUGUGAGGGCCUCUCGGAGCAACUGGUGUUCAACUCGGUGACCAACUGCCUGGGCCCGCGCAAGUUCCUGCACAGCGGCAAGCUCUACAAGGCCAAGAGCAACAAGGAGCUGUACGGCUUCCUGUUCAACGACUUCCUGCUGCUCACCCAGAUCAUCAAGCCGCUGGGCUCGUCCGGCUCCGACAAGGUGUUCAGUGCCAAGUCCCACCUGCAGUAUCGCAUGUACAAGACGCCCAUCUUCCUGAACGAGGUUCUGGUGAAGCUCCCCACUGACCCUUCCGGAGACGAGCCCUUGUUCCACAUCUCGCACAUCGACCGCGUCUACACCAUACGGGCCGAGAGCAUCAAUGAGAGGACGGCGUGGGUGCAGAAGAUUAAGGCAGCCUCUGAACUCUUCAUUGAGACCGAGAAAAAGAAGAGAGAAAAGGCCUACCUAGUUCGCUCCCAGAGGGCCACAGGCAUCGGCAGACUCAUGGUCAACAUUGUUGAAGGGAUUGAACUCAAGCCCUGCCGUUCCCAUGGGAAGAGUAACCCCUACUGUGAGGUGACGAUGGGGUCCCAGUGCCACAUCACCAAGACCCUGCAGGACACACUGAACCCCAAAUGGAACUCCAACUGCCAGUUCUUCAUCAAAGACCUGGAGCAGGACGUGCUGUGUGUCACCGUCUUCGAGAGGGACCAGUUCUCCCCUGACGAUUUCCUGGGCAGGACGGAGAUCCGUCUGGCGGACAUUAAGAAAGACCAGGGCUCCAAGGGGCCCAUCACCAAACGGCUGCUGCUUCACGAAGUCCCUACGGGCGAGAUCGUAGUGCGCCUUGACCUGCAGCUCUUUGAUGAAACCUGAGCAGUCCCAUGCCUCUCAAAUACACACACACACACACACACACACACACACACACACACACACACACACACACACACACACACACACACACACACACACACACACACUACGCCCCUCUUUUCCCACCCUUGGUGUUUUGAAGCCUAGCAGCCUACUGUGACAAUCCCAUCUGCCCUGCUCCAAAAACACACACCAUACUUCAGUGUGUGUGUGUGUGUGUGUGUGUUUGUGUGUGUGUGUUUAUUUGUGCUUGGAAGCAAGUGUGUGUGUGUGUCUCUGCGUGUCUGUGUAAAAGCUGUGACAGUCUUAAUCAGUGAUCUAUUUUUAUGAACAGUUUUAUGUUUUUAAAUCAUGACCAUUAUACACAUGGGGAUGACCAGUGCCGAGGGCCCUGAGUCGGCUGAGGUAGCCUGAGAGGAAAUAAGACUCUAGUAUUUAUCAGCUUCAUCUCUCUUUCUCUCUCUCUCUUUCUCCCCCUCCCUCCCUCUCUCUCUCUCUCUCUCUCUCUCUCUCUCUCUUUCACAUGGCUGCAGCUGUUUCUUCAGUAGUUUCGCUAAAAAGAAUUUUAAAAACAAAACACUAUUCAUAAUAUGUGGCCUAAAUAUCAGUAGGACUGAUUACAGCAUUAAAGGCCAAUUUCAAUCAAAAGACUCCUGGAGGGGUGAGGCUUGACAGAGGAGGAAGUUAAAAGUGCAUCAGCGUGCAGAAGGGGGAGAGUAGGAGGAGAGCCUGUGUGUAAGGCUGUGUGUGUGUGUGUGUUUACCUCCGAGAGGCCCUCACACUGCACACGUACAGUACAUCAGCGUGUAAAAGGGGAGAGUAGGAGGGAGAGACUGUGUGUCUGUGUAAAGUAGCUGGUUCUUUUCUCCUCUUAGUUACAGUGUCAAAAGCUCUGUCUCCAGGUUGUGGACUCGUGUCACACACUGUGUCUGGCGCCGGCCGUCUGGACGGUCAUCUAGCACAGACAAGGCUGUCGGUGCACAUACUGUAUAUUUUUAGUGGAGCAGAAAACCUUCAAACACAUCCUUUAUGAGCCAAAAGCCAGUAUCCUCAGUCAGUAAGCAGUAGAUUCAUUCCAGCCACAGCUAUUAGCGACGUAGUUCCAUUUAUUUUUUUUUCCUGUUUUUUUUUUUUUUUUUCUACGUUUUUCAAGUUGUUGGUUUAGGUACAACACAUCCAAGGCAUCAGGCAGAUAUGAUAUGAUAUAUAGACAUGCUGUAAAACUGCAUUACGCAUUUUUGUGUUGAUCAGUUAUUGUUUUCUUGAAUAUACAUUUGGUCUUUAAGUAUUUGCACCUUCAGCAGUGCGGAUUAGGUUAGCAUUAACGUCAUCUGUCGUACUGCGAUGUUGACCCUCUCACAGAGCUAUCGGCACUCUACCCCACAACAUGUCAAGAUAAGUCCAAUAUGGUUGAUCAUAAGCAAACAACUCCCAUUCCAAUCCACCGUUAAACAUUGUGUGCCAUGCGAGAUCUCAAAGGAUGUCCAAAUGUACAGUAUGCAAAUGACCUGUUGAGAAAGUGCUCCUUGAUUUUAGUUCAGGAGGUCAGGAUGAUCUCAGACUGACCAAGAUUUGUUUAUUUUGUUUCGUUUUAAUCUUAAUUUAUAAAUUAUUUAUUGGAUUGACGCGGGUUUGAGACCAGGUCCCGUAUGUGAAUGUAAACAGGGUGAUGAUGACGGAGGUGAGAUGGGAGGUACUGUAGGCCUACUCAAGUGAAGUUUUGAUACAUGAAGACCAAGUAGCAAUAUUUGAAGCCUUGUUCGAGCAUCUUAAGUAUAAAGAAUGGGGAGUGCACAGAGAAAUCUUUAAAUACAUGAGAAAAAAAAAACACUCCAUUCUGCUGCAUUCCAAGUAGUCUCAUAAUAUUCUACCUUGACGCACUCCUAAAGGUGUCUAAAGUGGUCAAGGGUCUGUAAGGACGAUUUCGCAUUGCGUAUGUAUAUAAAGGAGAUACAUGAGAGAGCUACUGUAUGAGUGACCACGGAUGAGAGCCAGGGACUAAGUGACCUGGGAUUGGAUGAAGUUUUUGUCAUGCCUAACCCUGAUGCGCUCUUCUCAAUCAUUCAUAUCCAACCGGUUGGAAACAUGUACUGUAUAUUUGUUUUUUUGAUUUGUUGUUUUUUUUCCAUACAUCAAAAAAGGUAACUAUUUAAUAUAGAGUGCUAUAUUUAUGAUGGGUAUGAGUGACAUUGGUCAUGAUUGUGGAGGACCACUUUUGUAAAUGUGCAUUGUUGAUUUCGAAGGGUGCCCCCCCUCUCCCCCCCCCCCCCCCCCCACGGAAUUGUGCUUUGGGUGGGGAUACUAGUGUGGCUAACACUGUACAGUAGUUGUAUAUGUUUGUAAAGAGCAACUGUUUUGAGGUCAGCCUUCCAAAUCAGUUUUUGAAUUUGUUUUCAUCCAUAAGACAAGUAAGUAGCUGACAGAUGAGUAGUGGUACUGAGAUAUGCUGUUAGGAGUCUUUUUAGUACAAAUGUGAACUGAUGCUGGAUUUAAAAAAAAAAAAAGGUCACUUAACAUUUAAAAAAAAAAAAAAAAAAAAGAAUGAAACAGAGUUGGUCAAAAGGGAAAUGCUGACUUGUGAUGUUGUAUGUUUGUGUAUCUGGUCUCUCUCACAAGGAAGAAGCGUAUUCCUAAUUACCGCCCAGACAGUUUCCUUGAAUUGACCAGUCUUAGGGCAGCUCUGCUGAAAGGCGGAGUCAGGACUAAGGGGACAGACCCUUGUGAAAUGACCUGCCUGGGGAAGAGAAGCUGGGUUGUUUUUUCUCUUGUAGCAGCUCUGUACAUGUUUGUAUGGUGCGUUGUUUGAGAUGAAUAGUUAUAGAAUAGAAACCCUAUGGUUUCUUCUCACUCUGUGUGUGUGUGUGUGUGUGUGUGUGUGUGUGUGUGUGUGUGUGUGUGUGAGAGAGAGAGAGAGAAAUUCCAUGUGGUAUGUAAGAGUAUGACUUCAUGUCACAAGCCCUACAGAUGAAUAGUAGGUCCCAAGGCUGCUUGACCAGUACCCAACACCCUGACCCUUGACCCUUGACCCUUGCUGUUCCCAUGGCGCUCAGUUCUGUACAGUCCAAAGCAGUUGGCUUGCCCUUUUUUUUUCUUUCCUUUUUUCGAUUUUUUAAAGGAUCAAGCAGUCUUACUGAAUCAAUGCGCAGGAAGUGUCCAUGUUACAAGCUCUGAAGGAAGUAUAAUAUAUUACUACUUGAACAUGAAUUAUGUUGAUGACAAUGUAUUGUUAUCAAUGUAGGAGCAGUGUAUUGUCUUAAAUGUUACCAAUAAAUCUCAAUUGGACCAAA
Sardina pilchardus (European sardine) is the source of this 8737-nucleotide messenger RNA. It is a transcript of the gene itsn1, whose product is annotated as intersectin 1 (SH3 domain protein). Lineage: Eukaryota; Metazoa; Chordata; Actinopteri; Clupeiformes; Clupeidae. Gene Ontology annotation, biological process: intracellular signal transduction; positive regulation of Rho protein signal transduction. The record is from RefSeq and is a predicted model, not a curated record. The coding region runs from base 201 to 5450 and encodes 1749 amino acids. The transcript is spliced from 39 exons. Gene Ontology annotation, molecular function: protein binding; calcium ion binding; guanyl-nucleotide exchange factor activity.